This is a messenger RNA of Quercus robur (English oak), 3156 nucleotides long. RefSeq lists its product as uncharacterized. The record is from RefSeq and is a predicted model, not a curated record. The transcript is spliced from 5 exons. Gene Ontology annotation, molecular function: RNA-DNA hybrid ribonuclease activity; nucleic acid binding. Lineage: Eukaryota; Viridiplantae; Streptophyta; Magnoliopsida; Fagales; Fagaceae. The coding region runs from base 1 to 3156 and encodes 1051 amino acids.
AUGGCAUCCCUAGCAGCCAAAGGUCCACAGGUACAGGAUAGUGAAGAAGCGAAACUGUUUGCCUGUCGUAAAGCAUUGGAGUUUGCUGUCGACGCUGGCUUCAUGGACGUGGUGCUGGAAGGAGACAGCUUGAAUGUGAUGCGGGCUAUCUCAACUGGGAAAGCCAAUACAUCACGUUUGGGUCACAUUUAUGAGGACAUCCAGUGCCUUGCAGCAGGUUUUCGAAGCUAUUCUGUUAGUUUUGUUAAACGCAGUGCAAACGGUGUGGCACACGCACUUGCUUGUUUUGCUAAGAAUGUAGGGGAUGAAUUAGUUUGGCUGGAGGAAUCCCCACCACCAGCACUUGAGCCCUCUAAGGGUCGUGCAGGUGGGCUGUGUACGCUAUGGAAGAAUGGUGUGACUAUAAAGGAGAUGGAGUUUAAUAAGAACCUAAUCGCUGUCAAAAUCUCUGAUUCCAUACUAGACUGGCUCCUAGUUGAGUUCUAUGGUCCACCAUACUACACUGAGAAGAAAAAGGCGUGGGGAAAUCUGUUGGCACUUUUAGCAGCUCACCAAGGCCCUUGGGUAUGUGUGGGAGACUUCAACUGCAUUCUAAAUGACGAUGAACAAAUUGGGGGUUGUAAAGGUAGCUCCUCUACCACAAAUUACCUCAAGGAGCUGAUGUUCAAUCUCAAUUCUGUCGACCUUGGAUAUUCCGGGAAUAAGUUCACUUGGGCCAAAGUUUCGCACCUCAGUGCGAUCAAUUCAGACCACGCCCCAAUUUUGUUGGAUACUUGCCCAGCUGAUAGUUUUGCUCACAGACCAUUCCGGUUUGAGGCGGUAUGGCUUAGAGAUGAAGGAUGUAAACCAGUGAUUGAAAGUGCAUGGAACAAAGAAGUUCACGGGUCAGAUUUUGUUAAGUUGUAUAAAAAACAAGUUGCUACAAGGGAUGCGCUCUGCGAAUGGAACAAAGAGGUUUGUGGCCGCUGUCAGGACAGAAUUAAUAAUCUGCUUCAGAAAAUCAAAGAAAUACAGAGUAGACACCCAAGUCCGGUGAAUGAACUAGCAGAACAAUCCUUGCAAGCAGAGCUAUUCGAGUGGUUGAUUAGAAGUGAAAUCCUUUGGCGUCAAAAAUCAAGGGAAUUAUGGCUCAAGCUUGGAGAUAAGAAUUCCAAGUUCUUCCAUCUGUCCAUGGUCAUUUGCAGAAGGAACAACAACAUUGAUGCUAUCAAAAAAGAAGAUGGAAAUUGGAUUCAUGACUCUAACCAAAUAAGAAAGCUAUUCAAGAACAAUUUUGUUGACUUGUUCAAAGAAGAUAUUGACUUCCCAGAGUACCUUGAACACCUCAUCCUCCCUUGUAUCACUGAAGAAGAGAAUGAAAUGCUAGAAAGAAUUCCAUCACCAGAGGAGAUUAAAGACACCCUGUUCCAGAUGCAAGAUUUAAAGGCCCCAAGGCCUGAUGGCUUUCUAGUGUUGGUGAAUGGGGGUAAAUCUGAAUCCUUUAAGCCUAGUAGAAGGUUGAGGCAAGGAGACCCACUGUCCCCUUACUUGUUCAUCUUGGGCCAAGAAAUUUUAUCAAGGCUGUUGGAUCAUGAACUAAGCUUGAAAAAUGUUAGCGGCAUCAAAACAAGUAUCAGGGGACCAACUAUCACUCACGUCAUGUAUGCCAACGACAUUGUAUUGUUCUCAAAGGCUACUAGGAGAGAUGCAGCAACUCUGAUGAAAACUCUGGAUAAAUAUUGCAAAUGGUCGGGUCAAGCUAUCAACAUGGGCAAGUCUGGGGUCUAUUUUUCCAAAAACACACAAGGCCAGACCCGAAGAACAGUAAAGAGCAUUCUCCAGAUGAAAAACCUCAAAAAAGAUGCAGUAUACUUGGGAGCACCAUUAUUCUUAUCCAAAUCCCCAUGUAAGGAUUUUACUUUCCUCAUAGAUAAGCUUGAGUCUAAACUUUUGGGAUGGAGAAGCAAGUGUUUAUCAUGGGCAAGGAGGAGAACCCUCAUCAACUUAGUGGCACAAACAUUACCUAAUUAUGCUAUGUCAACCUUUAGAAUCCCUAACAAGGUGUGUGAUAGGUUGGAUUCUCUAACUAGAAGAUUCUGGUGGAAGCCAAGUCAGAGGGAGGGCAGGUUUAUAGCGUGGAGUGCCUGGGACAAACUCUAUUAUCCGAGAAGUCAUGACGGACUGGGAUUCAAAAAAGCCAAGGAGAUGAAUAAUGCAUUGUUGGCCAAAUUGGCCUGGAUGAUAGCGUCUAAAAGGGAUAGCACCUGUAUGAGGAUUCUUAGACUGAAGUACAAGGUAAGUGAGGACUGGUUGUGGGCAAAAGCACCAAAGAAUGCAUCUUCUAUUUGGAAAGCAAUUGAGAAAGCAAAGUCUAUUGUAUCAAAAGGUGCAUGCUACCUUAUUGGAGAUGGAAAAUCUAUUGAUAUAUGGCUUGACUCGUGGGUGUCAUGGAUUCAGGGGUUCACACCAGCCCCAAAAACUGCAUCCACACCGCAAGUAGCGACCAAGGUAUCCCAAUUAAUCGACCCUGACCUGCGAAAGUGGAAAGCACCUUUAAUCCUCGAAUUAUUUGAUCCAAGUUCUACCAAAGCUAUCCUCUGCAUCCAUUUACAGACAAGACCCCACCCUGAUAGGCUUAUAUGGAUACCGGACCCCAAAGGAUGCUUCUCUGUAAAAUAUGCUUACAGGAAAAUAUCCCAACUACCAUCCCAACCAACUAAUCUAGAGGUGGAUUGGAAAAAGCUGUGGAAGAUGAAAGGACCGGAAAGGAUUAAAAUGUUUCUUUGGAGAGUUGCUGUCAAUGCUUUGCCCAUAAAGGAAAAUUUAAGCAGUCAUGUGGAGGUGGAAGAUCCUUGUUGUGUGCUAUGUAAUCAGGAGGCAGAAUCGUUUGCUCAUCUCUUCUUCCAUUGUCCAGGGGCAAGAGCCCUAUGGUUUUCCAUAUGCUGGGGAUUCAAGGUUGAUGAAGCACAACUGACAACGGCAACGGACAUUAUCAAUCUGGUUUUCAACCCUCCCGAACCACUCUGGCAAGCGCACGAUAAAUGGUCUUGCAACAAUGCUGCCCAUGUAACUGCAAAGUUUGCUAUUGAGUCUAAUUUGUCUUGUUUUUUCAUUUCGGGCAAUCUUCCUCCUAGUAUGGUAGAUGCUUGUAAGAAAGAUGCCCCACUUUGUUUCUAA